CACUUACGGCGGAAGCAGUUUGUGCUGGGAGUUGGUGGCGCGGUGCAGGGCUCUUAGGAACGAACGGCUUGGGCGCGGGUAAUCAGCUCCCUUUCCCCUUUCCGCUCCUCUUCUAGGUUCUUGGGAGUAUCGCGGAGCUUCCGGACCUGAUGCGGGCGCCCGGUCGUGGACUGUUUCACCCUGUUCCUCUACUGCUCGGGGUGCUCCGCGCCCAGACUGGUAUCCGGGGACUGUGACUUGCAGGGUCAGCCAUGGAGCCAGAGCAGAUGCUGGAGGGACAGACGCAGGUUGCAGAAAACCCCCACUCUGAGUACGGUCUCACAGACAGCGUCGAGAGGAUAGUAGAAAAUGAGAAAAUUAAUGCAGAAAAGUCAUCAAAACAGAAAGUGGAUCUCCAGUCUUUGCCAACUCGUGCCUAUCUGGAUCAGACAGUUGUGCCUAUCUUAUUACAAGGACUUGCUGUGCUUGCAAAGGAAAGACUAAUAAUGAACACUGUAGCAAACUGACAUAACGUGAUAAGGAACUUGAUGGAACAUAUCACCUUACGACCACCAAAUCCCAUUGAAUUUCUAGCAUCAUAUCUUUUAAAAAACAAGGCACAGUUUGAAGAUCGAAACUGACUUAUUGGGAAGAACAGAAAAAUUUGGUUUCUACUGUAGGUUUACGUGAUUAAGAGGCAACUUUAAUUGCCAUGAUUUCCCCCCCUUUUUGGAAGUAUAAGAACCUUCAGGACAACAGAACUUAUUUUGGAGUUGCGGAAGACGACGUAUUUCCCUUAUUGAUCCAAUCACAUACUUAUUUAAUGAGUGUAUUGUGUGCAAUUUUUUCUCAGAUUGUCUUUAACUUUGUUUUUAAAAUGACCUUCAAAAUAAACUGUUAAAACAUCA
This is a messenger RNA of Hippopotamus amphibius kiboko, 887 nucleotides long. It is a transcript of the gene DPY30, whose product is annotated as dpy-30 histone methyltransferase complex regulatory subunit. Bases 252 to 506 code for a protein of 84 amino acids. The record is from RefSeq and is a predicted model, not a curated record. The transcript is spliced from 6 exons. Gene Ontology annotation, cellular component: Set1C/COMPASS complex. NCBI's taxonomy places the organism in Eukaryota, Metazoa, Chordata, Mammalia, Artiodactyla, Hippopotamidae.